AUGGACUUCAACGGCACCUGGAAAGUUUAUUCUGAGGAAAACCUUGAGGAGUUUCUGAAAGUAGUCGGUGCGCCUCAGAUGGUUGUCAAAAUGCGCAAGGAAGUCAAACCUGUGAUUGUGAUCGAGCAGAAUGGCAAAGACUUCACCUACACGAUAAAGACUCCCGUCUGCACCAAAGUCCACUCAUUCACAAUCGGAAAAGAGUCAGAGGUCACUGCUGUGGAUGGCAGGAAGUUUAAGUGCACUGUCAGAGAGGAGAAUGGGAAGCUGAUCACUGAGACUCAAAAGUUCACCUCUGUCCGAGAGAUCCAGGGCGACGACAUGGUUGAGACUGUCACUGCUGGCUCAGUCACUUUCAUCAGCAGAAGUAAACGAGUCUAA
Toxotes jaculatrix (banded archerfish) is the source of this 381-nucleotide messenger RNA. Its product is annotated as fatty acid-binding protein, liver-like. The record is from RefSeq and is a predicted model, not a curated record. Gene Ontology annotation, cellular component: nucleus; cytosol. NCBI's taxonomy places the organism in Eukaryota, Metazoa, Chordata, Actinopteri, Toxotidae. Gene Ontology annotation, biological process: fatty acid transport. Bases 1 to 381 code for a protein of 126 amino acids. The transcript is spliced from 4 exons. Gene Ontology annotation, molecular function: fatty acid binding.